UCCCCCGUAGACAACACCCUUUACUGGAGUUUUACACUUUUCACAAGUCAUCACAGCAGUCCUCAGGAGGAUCCUGAAGCUGUGGAAGCUCCAGCCCGGAAGAUGCUGCCCAUACUUUUCACCUUGACAGCUUUGGCCCUGUGGUGUCCCGUCAGGAUGCAGGAACCAGAGUUUGCAGAUGGGUGCACAGAGGGCAGCUGUUACCCCGCCACAGGUGACCUUUUGAUCGGCCGGGCGCACAAACUCACUGCCUCCUCCACCUGUGGCCUUCACCAGCCAGCACCCUUCUGCAUCGUUGGACACCUGGAGGAGGACACCAAGUGUUUCGUGUGCGACUCCAGCGAGAUGUACGACGAGGACGUCAACCCCACCAGCCACACCAUCGAGAACGUGGUCACCACCUUCGCCCCCAACCGCCUGAAGACCUGGUGGCAGUCGGAGAACGGCGUGGAGAACGUGACCAUCCAGCUGGACCUGGAGGCCGAGUUUCAUUUCACACACCUCAUCAUGACCUUCAAGACGUUUCGUCCAUCUGCCAUGAUGAUCGAGCGUUCCAUGGAUUACGGGAAAACCUGGCAGGUUUACCGUUACUUUGCCUACGACUGUGAGUCUGUCUUCCCCGGCAUUUCCACCGGACCCAUGGUGAGAGUAGACGACAUCAUCUGUGACUCCCGCUACUCAGACAUCGAACCAUCCACAGAAGGAGAGGUAAUAUUUAGAGUGUUGGACCCUGCCUUUGAAAUCGAGGACCCCUACAGUUUGAGGAUCCAAAACAUGUUGAAGAUUACAAACCUCAGAGUGCAGUUCAUCAAGCUCCACACGUUGGGCGACAACCUGCUGGACUCCCGCGAUGAGGUGACAGAGAAGUACUAUUACGCCAUCUACGACAUGGUCGUUCGUGGAAACUGCUUCUGCUACGGCCACGCCUCCGAGUGCGCGCCGAUCGCCGGACAACCCACCGGAGAAGAUGGAAUGGUUCACGGUCGCUGUGUGUGCAAUCACAACACCGAGGGGUUGAACUGUGAACGCUGUCAGGACUUUUACCAUGAUUUGCCUUGGAGACCUGCGGAGGGACGAAAUACCCACGCCUGCAAGAAGUGUGAGUGCAACCGGCACUCCACCUCGUGUCACUUUGACCGUGCCGUGUACACCUCGACCGGCGAGGUGAGCGGAGGAGUGUGCGACGACUGCCAGCACAACACAAUGGGCCGACAGUGUGAGCAGUGUGUGCCCUUCUUCUACCAGCACCCCAGCAGAGAUCUGAGAGACCCCAACAUCUGUGAACCUUGUAGCUGCGACCCAGAGGGAUCUCUGCAGGGCGGGCUGUGUGACUCCCACACUGAUGUGGCCGCUGGGCUGAUAUCAGGUCAGUGCCGGUGCAGAGUCAACGUUGAGGGAGAACGCUGUGAUCACUGCAGACAGGGACACUACGGACUGGGACAAAGUCCAGAUGGCUGUCUGCCAUGUACCUGCAACCCCCUGGGGACGGUGCCAGGAGGAAACCCCUGUGAGCCAGAAGCAGGACGAUGCUUCUGCAAGCGACUUGUCAGCGGACACAACUGUGACCGGUGCCGGCCUGAGCACUGGGGACUGUCGAACGACAUGGACGGCUGCAGGCCAUGUGACUGUGACCAAGGAGGCGCCGUCGACAACAACUGCGACCCUCACUCGGGACAGUGCAUGUGCCGGGAGCACAUGUUCGGACGUCGCUGUGACCAGAUCGAGCCCGGAUUCUACUUCAUCGCUCUGGACCACUACACUUAUGAAGCAGAGGAAGCCAAUCACGGAUCUGGAGUCAAACUGGAACAGAGGCCGUACCCCCAGAACCGAAACCCCACAUGGACUGGGAUGGGGUUCGCUAACGUCCCAGAAGGAACGUUUCUGGAGUUCCACGUCAACAACAUCCCAGAGUCGAUGGACUACGAUAUUCUCAUUCGCUACGAGCCACAGCUCCCACAGCAGUGGGAAGAGGUGGACGUCCGAGUGGAGCGUCCCGUCUUCCACCCUCCCAACCACUCAGCUCACUGCAGAGACGCCCUCCAGGCUGCAGAUGAACAGUCUCUCUCUCUCCCACCUGGAUCCAGGCACGUGCUGCUGGUGACGCCGGUGUGCUUCGAGAAAGGACUGAAUUACACGAUACGUCUUUCUUUCCCAUUUUACUCAUCAGUCAGCAGCGUCCAGAGUCCGUACACGCUCAUCGACUCCUUGGUGCUAAUGCCUCGAGUCAGAGAGCUGGACAUGUUUGGUGGGACGGACGGUGAAGAGGCGUGGGAGACGUUCCAGCGCUACAGAUGUUUGGAAAGCAGCCGGAGCGUCGUCAAAAGCCCGAUGACGGACAUCUGUCACCAUUACAUCUUCAGUGUGUCUGCUCUGCUCCACAAAGGAGCCAUGGCAUGCCAGUGUGACCCUCAGGGAUCUCUGAGUGCCAUCUGUGAGUCGAACGGCGGUCAGUGUCAGUGUCGACCCAACGUGGUCGGUAGGAACUGUGAUCACUGCGCUCCGGCUACGUUCCUUUUCAGUCCCGCUGGAUGCAGAUCUUGUGGCUGUGACUCUCUGGGCUCCGUCAGCCCUUUCUGCCAUGAGGCAACGGGUCAGUGUGAGUGUGUCCCGGGUGCAACGGGUCGCCAGUGUUCCCACUGUCUGCCCGGGUUCUGGGGUUUCCCUCACUGCCGACCGUGUUCAUGUAACGGUCACAGCGAGAGCUGCCACCCCCAGACUGGAGAGUGUCAGGGCUGCAGGGACUUCACCACCGGACAUCACUGUGAGAGGUGUAUGAAUGGUUACCAUGGUGACCCACAGCUGGGUUCAGGUGGCCACUGUCGCCCCUGCAUGUGUCCAGAGGGGCCACGGAGCGCCCGUCAGUUUGCAGAGAGCUGUUACCUUUUAACCAACCAGCUGGUGUGUGUGUGCAGCCCUGGCUACAAAGGAGACAGGUGUGAUGAGUGCGCCCCAGGUUACCAUGGGAACCCUCUGAUUCCCGGAGGACAGUGCAUGCCCUGUCAGUGUAACAACAACAUUGACAUGCAUGACCCCGGGUCCUGUAAUGCCCGCACAGGUGCCUGUCUCAAAUGUCUUCACCACACACAGGGCCGCUCCUGCCAGAACUGCCAACAGGGUUACUAUGGCAACGCCGCCACGCAAAGCUGCAGGAAGUGUGCGUGUUACUCAGCCGGGACGGCACCUCGGGCUUGUUCCUCCCCUGAUGACUGUGAGUGUGAGCAGCGUAGCGGCCAGUGUCCCUGUCAGCCCAACGUGGUCGGGCAGAACUGCGACCGCUGUUCUCCUGAUACGUGGAACAUUGCCAGUGGGACGGGUUGCCAGCCUUGCGACUGCCACCCUGUCCACUCCUAUGGCUCCUCGUGCGACGAGGUUACAGGACAGUGUGUGUGCAAGCCAGGAUUUGGAGGCCAGACGUGUCGGGAGUGCAGAGAGCUUUUCUGGGGAGAUCCAGAGGUCAAAUGUCAGGCCUGUGACUGUGACCCUCGGGGAAUCUCCAGUGAGCAGUGCCACCGAGCCACUGGCGACUGCACCUGCAUGGAGGGCGUUUCGGGUCCGAGGUGUGAUAAGUGUGCCAGAGACCACUGGGGGGACUUCCCCUCCUGCGAGCCCUGCCAUCAGUGUUUUGGUGUCUGGGACACGGUGGUCAGCGAGCUGACCAAUCAGACUCGACGUCUGGAGUCCCAGGUAACACAGCUGCUUACCAGCGGAGUGACGGCGCCGUACAAGGAGCUGGUCAGCAGCUUGGAGAAAAACGCCAAGGCUGUGAGAGAGCUAGUGGAGAACAAGACGGCUGCGGUGAAGCUGGAGAAGGUACAAGACCUGACACACCAGAUUACGGGUUUGAUGGCGUUCCUCAGCGGGAAGCUGAACACCACAGAGGAAGACCUGGACCUUGUCUUUCAUGACAAGAACAUCACAGAUAAGGAUUUAGAUGAUCUGACGGAUGAGGCCACCAUGCUGGAGAAAAAGGUGGAAGAGCUGAGACAGCAGGUCUACAAUGCCAAGAACGCCAACAUCCACGGAGCCAUGAACACUAUUUCUGCUGCAUAUAUGGAGUCCCAAAAUGCAGAGCUACGUUCAAAUGCCUCCAGCAGCGAUCCAGGCAACACGAUAGAGCAGUCAGCCGCAGUACGGAAAGCCACAGAGGACAAACUCAGCAGCAGUCAAAGGGAAUUUGACCGCAAACACCAAAGAAAUGAACAGAAGCUGGAAAAACUGUCCAACGAGCUGAAAAUUUUGGACAUGUCCCCGCUUAGUGAGAAGAUGUGUGGCGGUGCAGCUGGAGCUGAAGGUGAGGGCUGCGCUCCCUGUGGUGGGCUGGGUUGUGUCGGGGAAAAUGGAGCGCCACACUGUGGAGGAGAGGGAUGCAACGGCCUCAUCACAAAGUCUAAAAAUGUUCUUAAGGUGUCCCAGAACCUGGACCAGGAGAUCCAAGAGGCUGUGCAGGAGGUGGACAAGCUCUCCAGGAUGGUGUGGGACGCCAACAUGCGUGCUAAUGAGGCCAAGGUGAAAGCGAUGGAGGUGUUGAUCAAGUCCAACCGAAGCAGAGAGAGAGUGGAGGAGAGCAACGACCAGCUCCGCAACCUCAUCCAGGAGAUACGAGAACUUCUCUCCAAUGACAAAGCAGACAAGUCGGUGAUCGAGGCGGUGGCCAAUGACGUCCUAGCUCUGGAGAUGCCCACAUCUGCGAAAAAACUACAGGAGCUGACAAACGAGAUCAGGGAGAAGGUCAGCACUCUGACCAGCGUGGAGACGAUCCUCAGUCGGAGCGCAGAGGACGUCCAAGCUGCAGAGUCCCUCUUGAGACAGGCCAAAGCAGCCAGUGAGGAAGCGUCAAACUUGAAGGAGAAAUCAGACGCGGUGAACGCAGCACUGAACGAGACUGAGCAUGCUCAGAACACCACCCUGCACGCCAUCCUGCUGGCUCAGAAAAACAUCGCAGGAACGUUGCAGCUGCUGAACUCUGCUGAGACGGAGACAGAGAAGUCCGAGCUGAAGCUCAGCAACACCACGGGCCGUCUGGUGCAGCUGGAGCGGGAGGUCGGCCUGCUGAGGCAGAACAUCCUGGAAAUGAACCAGAAGGUGGAAACAACUGAACGGAUCACCGAGCAGGCCAGACAGAACGCUGAGGAGGCGCAGCGGGAGUUCGAUGACAAGGUCAAAGAUCAGUUUGAGGUGAUGGAGGAGCAAAUGGUGGAUAAAGGGGAGUCGGUGCUGCAGGCAAGAAGGAGAGCAGAUGAACUGCAGCAAGAAGCCAGAGAGCUGCUGGAGCAGAGCAGCGAGAAGCUGCAGAGACUCGGAGAGCUGGAGAACUCUUAUGAAGCCAAUCAGCACAUCCUGGAGAUCAAAGCUGCAGAGCUGGAUGAGCUAGAACAAACUGCCCGCCGCAUCCUGGACGAGAUGAGCCAAAAAGUGACCCAGUACAUCUCCUGUCAGAAUUAAAACCGUCACCAGCUGGAACGAUAAAGUUGUCUCUGCUACCGGAUGACUCUGCCCUUUUGUAGCUGAUCAAACCAAACACUGUGAUUUAUUUGAGAUUGUCAGUGCCAAAGUGUUAAAAGCUGCCAGAGAGCAUUAAAGUGUCUCAAAGGAAACCACUAAAAGCCAGCGUGACCUCAAAACCAAGAAUGUGUGGAGAAAUUUCAAUGAGUUAGUUUCAUAAGUUACUGAAACCGUUUUAACUGCAUAUGAGUGAUAAGUGUUCAUUACUGAAACAUUAAAGUUUAGCUAUAACAAAUAUAAA
Messenger RNA from Nothobranchius furzeri (turquoise killifish), 5743 nucleotides. It is a transcript of the gene lamb1b, whose product is annotated as laminin, beta 1b. Gene Ontology annotation, biological process: tissue development; animal organ morphogenesis. The record is from RefSeq and is a predicted model, not a curated record. Gene Ontology annotation, cellular component: basement membrane. Gene Ontology annotation, molecular function: extracellular matrix structural constituent. NCBI's taxonomy places the organism in Eukaryota, Metazoa, Chordata, Actinopteri, Cyprinodontiformes, Nothobranchiidae.